UUAGCGUAAUCUGAGGAGUACGCCUUUCAGGCUGAGCGCUGCUAGUCAGAACCCUCCGCCUCCCCGUACCUCCAACAGCUCCAGGGUCCCAGUGCUCUCGGCUCCCCAAUGGCGGCGGCGCCGGAACCGGAGGCCAAGCUGGAAGACGUAACCCCAUCUCUGUCCCGCGAGCCGCUACCUGAGUCUGAAUCCGACGCCCCUGCCUCCACUGGCCGGGAGCCGCUACCGGAGUCUGAAUCCGACGCCCCUGCCUCCAGCCAGGAGCUGAAGCCGUGGGAGCAGCACGCCGCGGUGAUCAACCUCCCGCGCUACGACUACCGCGCGUCAGGGUCCCUCCUGCUACGCUCGCACUCCGGCUUUCUCAUCACCUGCCCCAUCAAGCGUGAGAAAAGUGCAACCAAGGAAGCCAUUUCCAUUCUUGAAGAGUACUGUCAUGCAAAUUGCUGUGUUUCCGAACACACAGAACCAUGUGAUGUGGAAAAUGCAGUGAAGAAAAGAAAACUGUGCUUGGAGGCAUCAGGAAGUUUAGAAGAGGCAGUAACGAAUGGGAAUAGUAAUAGUGUUUCUGAAUCAAUUGGAGGCACUGGAAACUCAAGCUCACCCCAGUCCAAGAUGAAUGACAAUGUUGGCAGGGCUUCAAAUCUCUCACUGGUCAAGCUAUCAAGAAGUGGCUUGCUCUUCUUUAAAUUCCCUAGUGGAGGCCUUCAUGUUGUUGAGAUGCUUACAGAAAUACUUCAUUCACUCAAAUCUGGGAAACUCAAAUCUCCACAAUGGUGCCACCGAAUAUUUCCUAUUCAAGAAACUUGCAUUCUAUCAGAAGAAGACCUGCAUGCCACUGUGUCAAAGUUAUUCCUUGACUUCUCGAGGAGCAAGACUAACAAGGACAAGACUAUAAAGUUUGCGGUUGCCUAUAAUAGAAGGGGCAUCGAUGAGACAGAGAAGAACAGUAAUGAAGGUUCGAAUCAGCAAGCUUUGAUGGGCAGGGAGCAAUGUUUCAAAGUGGUAGCUGCUGCUGUCAAAUCUGUUGCUGAGAACUCGGUGGUUGAUCUUAGAUCUCCUGAGGUUGGGGUACUCGUUGAGAUGCUCCCGGUUUCCGGGGUACCUCUUGGAUCUUCGGUGGCUGGGGUGUCCGUUCUCCCAGCCGAGCUCAUCUCGACCAAACCUCGGCUUUGUGUCAGGUCUUUGGUGCUAUGCAAAAAGCAACAAAAAAGAAGUGAAAUCCUGUGGUCCCUCGCCAACCAGAGUAGCUGUAAUGGGAAACUGUGGAUGCAGUUUUUCAGCUGCCUAUUUGUACUAGAGUACCAUCACCUUAAGCCUUGUUUUAUCAGGACGUGAAACCAUGAUCAAAGGCGAGUUUUUAACAAGCAUAGAAGACACUGGCAUGCUGCCUUAGACUCUUCGACAAUGUAUCAUCCUUUGCACCCCCCACAAAUAGUCUUCUGUCUGCCUUUGUGGAGGUCGUCAAUUUGUGUUUUUUUUAGGAAGCGUCAAUUUGUGUUUUGUAGCAGCAUAGCAGAGAGUUCAUCCAGUUCUUGCCUUCUUGGAAGCUAGCUUCUCGUCUUUUUUUUUUUUUUACCAGCGUGCCGAAAUGUCAAAACUGGCCGGCCAUGAUGGUUUCGCCACAGUUUGUUUCAGAGCUUUGUCCAUCGUGUCCAGCCACAAAGCAUGAUGCAUGUUGCUGAA
This is a messenger RNA of Sorghum bicolor (sorghum), 1683 nucleotides long. RefSeq lists its product as uncharacterized. Gene Ontology annotation, molecular function: RNA binding. The record is from RefSeq and is a predicted model, not a curated record. Gene Ontology annotation, biological process: tRNA modification. Lineage: Eukaryota; Viridiplantae; Streptophyta; Magnoliopsida; Poales; Poaceae.